Messenger RNA from Acyrthosiphon pisum (pea aphid), 512 nucleotides. RefSeq lists its product as uncharacterized. NCBI's taxonomy places the organism in Eukaryota, Metazoa, Arthropoda, Insecta, Hemiptera, Aphididae. The transcript is spliced from 2 exons. The coding region runs from base 39 to 488 and encodes 149 amino acids. The record is from RefSeq and is a predicted model, not a curated record.
AGUUUCAAGUGAAUAUUAUUUACUUCAUUAUUUUAGAAAUGGCAUCCCAUAGUAUUUUGGCAGAUGAUUAUAUUUUGGAGCUAUUAGGAGACGGUACAAAUUCAGAAUUAUCCGAUUUAUCUGAUGAAGACGAUGAAUAUUUUAAAUCAAGUGAAUUUGAUUGUCUUAUGACCAAUUUUGAUGAUGGUGAUUUUAAUUUACUAUUAGAUGAGGAUGAUGACAAGGAAGAUGAAAUAGUUCCAGUGAAUACUGAUCCAGUGACAAGAUAUCAGUCACAAAAUCAAACAUUGAGAAGUGCAACAGUUGCUGUUGACCAAUCUAUUGAUACUGAGGUAGAAAAUAUAACAGUUACCAAUGAAAUGACUGAAACUAAUACUCCUACAACUUCUAGUCUGGCGUAUAUAGAUAAGUGCAAUAUUCGGUGGAAAAAACAACCUUUUGUUCCUCCAAAAAUUACUUUGAAAAAACCUCGUGACCGACAAACAUGACCAAUUAGUAAGUUACUUUAGAAC